GUCCGCCCUGGAAGUUGCAUAAAUACCGUAAUGCUCCGGGAAAAUAGCUCGAGGACUAGCUAGCAACAGAACACCGUGGCUCCUGCGGUGCUAAAACGAACUCCAUUCUCCUAACUGACAUUUUAGCCACUAAAUACUUUAAAGAUAAGUUACCAGCAUUAUCUUUAGCUAAAACAACCCUUAUGGUAUGUUGUUAAAUUCGGCUGACAUAAAACCGUUUAAACCGGCUAAAUAUCAAUUUUGACAAUGAAUUUAUGACGUUGCUGUAGCUUGUUAACGCGCUGUCUUCAAGGUGGCAUCUGUUGUAAAGAAGCUAACAAUAAAUCAAAAAUAAGCGUUUAACACUGUUAAAAACACCCCUUGGCGUAUAAUAUGUAUGCCGAAUUUUGGACUACACCCGAGUAAUGUUUUAUAUUCCUUUAAAUAUUUUAAGAUGUGUGUUUUUACUUGCUGGUAACAAAGAAACCCUAAAUUAUCAGAUUUUUCUAUGGAAUUUUGCACAACUUAUUUUCGAGGCCAAAUUAGUUCCAGGCUCUCAUAGUAAAUUUUCUCAGUUAAAACCAAAGUUUUUUCAAUUGUUAGUCAUAUUUUUGUCAUCAAAUGUUUACAAUGCAAACAAUACAAAAAGAAUAUCACCUGCUGUAAAAUUUAAUUCAGAGCUUUUCGAGGCUUUACGGUAAAAUGAGGCGGGGCUAAAGUUAAACCAGGAAGUUUACAACACCGCUCCGUGUUUACACAUGUUUGCACGUUCACGUGGGGGAGAUUUUCGCUAUUAAAAUGUCUUCAAAGAAAAAUAAAAGCAAAUCCAAAAAGGGGAGUGAAGGGGAUAGUUCAGUUUUAUUAAAAGAGAGCUCCAGUGACUCCAACCUGCAAACAUCUGGCCACGAAGGAGGAAGCUGCAGUAGUCUGAACAGCAACUCAUUCACUGUCAUCGAUUUCAUUGAGAAAGCUGACGACAAAACACCCAAAAGCUGCCGAUCGACUUUAGUCCAACUGAGCCUCAAUUCAAUGAAGUCAGCCAGUGUUUGCAUCGGGAGACCAGUCCUACUGACGAGUCCCUCAGGACAACAAGAGGUGUGUUUAGGUUGGCCUGUUGCCUCCUUUCCAGGUGGAAAAGUCGGUCUUCAGAAAUGUGCUCAGAACAACCUCAGAGUGAAGUCAGGGGACGAGGUGACGCUGCACCCGCUGACAGGUCCUGUGCUUCAGGCUGAGGAGGUGGUUCUCUCCAACAGGUCAAAAGAUGACACACUGGAGACGGAUGAGUUCAAGAACUUCUUCCUGAGGUCUCUGGUUGAGAACAUCAUUUUGCCAGGAAAUACCAUCUCCCUGACCUACUUUGGCCGCUCGUGCAGUCUCCGGGUCGAGACCAUAAGAGGGGAGGAUGGCGUCACCCUCCACAGACCGGCACCUCCCUCAGGACUUGGCCCUGACCCGGAGGAGUCCUCCGUGAUGAACUCCGUGCUGGACUCCACGUCAGCCGACCUGUCCCUGCAGCUCAGUUUGCUCACUGUGGAUGACAACAGCGCUGACGGGGCACCAAGCACGCCUGGAGACAUGCUGGGGCCUGCAGCCAGCACCCCACGCCGACCAACCGUCCUCCCUUCUCUCUCCUCACCCUCUGCUCCUUGCACCCCAUCCUGCAGCUCCCAGAAUCCUCCUGCAGGGUCAGCGGAGGAUGCCGUCAGUAUGGAGGGCUCACUGAGCUCAGAGCAGGCAGAGAAAAUCCCCACAGCUCCCCCUGGUGGUGCUCUUAGUACUGACACCUUCUACUGCCUCUCCUGCUCCACUAAAGUCAGUUUCAGAGGCAGAACAGGGCAGCAGGAUCCAGAUGCAGAAGCUGCAAGGUCAAAGGUCACAUACAGCAUGAUUGGCGGGCUCAACAGCCAGUUGGACGUCAUCAGAGAAACCAUUGAGCUUCCUCUGAAACACCCCGCUUUAUUCUCCAUCUAUGGUAUUCCACCUCCCCGAGGAGUGCUACUGUACGGUCCCCCCGGCACAGGAAAAACUAUGAUUGGACGAGCUAUAGCCAAUGAGGUUGGAGCUCACAUGACGGUGAUCAACGGCCCAGAGAUCAUGAGCAAAUUCUAUGGUGAAACAGAAGCGAGGCUGAGGCAGAUAUUUACAGAAGCAUCUCAGAGACAACCUGCGAUAAUCUUUAUCGAUGAGCUGGAUGCUUUGUGUCCAAAGCGAGAGGGAGCGCAGAAUGAGGUGGAGAAACGAGUCGUUGCUUCUCUCCUGACUCUGAUGGAUGGAAUUGGUUCAGAGGGUCACUCAGGUCAGCUGUUGGUCCUGGGAGCCACAAACCGGCCCCAUGCCCUCGACCCCGCCCUGCGUCGACCAGGACGCUUUGACAAGGAGCUGGAGGUGGGAGUUCCUGGUGCUGCAGAGCGUGCAGAUAUUUUGCAGAAGCAGCUGAGUUGCGUACCAUGCAGCGCCAACACCGAGGAGGUGACGCAGCUGGCCGACGCCGCUCAUGGAUACGUGGGAGCAGACCUUGCAGCUGUUUGCAAAGAAGCAGGUUUGCAUGCACUGAGGCGAGCACUGGGAGGUUCCCACCAACCAUCGGACCAGCAGCUGACAGGGACUGUGACCGUCACUCUGCAGGACCUCCAGUGGGCCAUGUCUGUUGUGAAGCCAAGUGCAAUGAGGGAGGUCGCUAUCGAUGUCCCCAAGGUCUGCUGGUCAGAUGUAGGCGGGAUGGAGGAGGUGAAGCUGAAACUGAAGCAGGCCGUGGAGUGGCCUCUGAGGCACCCCGAGGCCUUCACCCGCAUGGGGAUCCAGCCACCCAAAGGAGUCCUGCUGUACGGGCCACCAGGCUGCUCCAAGACCAUGAUAGCCAAGGCCCUGGCUAAUGAAAGUGGGCUCAACUUCCUAGCUAUUAAAGGUCCAGAACUACUGAGCAAGUAUGUUGGAGAGUCUGAAAGAGCUGUGAGAGAGGUGUUUCGGAAGGCGAGGGCCGUCGCUCCCUCCAUCGUCUUCUUUGAUGAGAUUGACGCUCUCGCCAGUGAAAGAGGAAGCUCCACGGGCUCCGGCGGUGUAGGCAACCGGGUCCUGGCUCAGCUUCUGACAGAGAUGGACGGCAUCGAGCAGCUCCGAGACGUCACUGUGCUGGCCGCCACCAACCGGCCCGACAUGAUCGAUAAGCUUUCUUUGGUCUCUUAUCCACCCAUCUCCGUCCUAAUGAAAUUUCCUGAGUGCUGAUCAAAGACGGAGUCUGUGGCUUGUCAAAAAGGACACAGGAAAGGAGGAUGUCGCGGUGCUUCUUAAGCUCCU
This is a messenger RNA of Epinephelus lanceolatus (giant grouper), 3273 nucleotides long. NCBI's taxonomy places the organism in Eukaryota, Metazoa, Chordata, Actinopteri, Perciformes, Serranidae. The record is from RefSeq and is a predicted model, not a curated record.